This is a messenger RNA of Panicum virgatum (switchgrass), 876 nucleotides long. RefSeq lists its product as uncharacterized. The transcript is spliced from 5 exons. NCBI's taxonomy places the organism in Eukaryota, Viridiplantae, Streptophyta, Magnoliopsida, Poales, Poaceae. Gene Ontology annotation, biological process: transposition. The coding region runs from base 1 to 876 and encodes 291 amino acids. The record is from RefSeq and is a predicted model, not a curated record.
AUGUUAUUACUACCUUUUCAUUUUCUAACUCGAAAAUCACGGUACAAACUAAUAUUUUCUCUUAAUCACUUUUGCAGGAGUUGGACUGUCCUCAGUGGCGGUGCUCACAAACGCAAGGUCAACGACAUCCUGGGUCUUUUGUGCAGGGAGCACUUCCCAGGCCUGGUCCACUAUCAAGGACGGUACGAGCCGGCCUGGACGUGGGACCACUACAUCGCCGCCAACAACGAUCAGUUGGAUCGGAGCGGCAGAGCCUUUGAGAACAAGGCGGAGCGGGUAAAGGGCGAGCUCUGGGAUUUUUACAGGUGUGAUGAGGGAUACGAGGAGCGGGCGGCGAUUGUGGCUCACAAUCAAUGCGUUAAACUCGUGAAGGACAUGCAUUAUGAGGCGCAAGUCCAGUGCGUCAUCAACUAUUGUGCACAUUUCCUAAAGCAGAAGAUCAGGAAGUCUGAGGCGAGGGAUUUGAAGCUGACUCGAGAGCAAUAUUUACAGGUUCCUGCGUGGUGGUGUCGUAAUGACACCGUGUGCUGGGAGCGCAUAGUGGACAAGUGGUUCGACCCCGAGUGGCAGGCUUUGCACGACGCUGGCCGGCAGCGGCGAUUGCUGAUGCCAGGUCCAGCGCACCAUCAAGGCAGCCUCAACAACGACGAGUACAGGGCUAGAUGGUCGUCCUCACAUGAAGGCCAGGAGUGCCCCCCGUUCCUGGGAUGGGCUCUAGCCCGCAAGGGCAAGGCGACAUCCAACGUCACCUACAACCUUGACGACCCGCCCUCGGCGUACAACAACUCGUCCAUCCACAAUCGUAUCCAGGCGUACACAGAGAUGGGAAGACAGGUAGGAAACAUGGGCGCUACUACAUUGGCGACGGCCUUUUAG